Messenger RNA from Jaculus jaculus (lesser Egyptian jerboa), 1728 nucleotides. Its product is annotated as glycylpeptide N-tetradecanoyltransferase 2-like. Gene Ontology annotation, molecular function: glycylpeptide N-tetradecanoyltransferase activity. Gene Ontology annotation, biological process: N-terminal peptidyl-glycine N-myristoylation. Gene Ontology annotation, cellular component: cytoplasm. The record is from RefSeq and is a predicted model, not a curated record. Lineage: Eukaryota; Metazoa; Chordata; Mammalia; Rodentia; Dipodidae.
GCCCGCGCCGCCGCGAUGGCGGAGGACAGCGAGUCUGUGGCCAGCCAGCAGAGCCUGGAGCUGGACGACCAGGACACAUGCGGCGUAGACAGGGACAAUGAGGAGGAGACCGAGCACGCCAAAGGAAGUCCUGGAGGGGAUCUGGGAGUGAAAAAGAAAAAGAAGAAGCAGAAGGGAAAAAAGGAAAAGCCAAACUCGGGAGGCGCCAAGUCUGAUUCUGCAUCUGAUUCCCAGGAGAUUAAAAUCCAGCAGUCUUCAAAACACAACACCAUCUGGCCUCAGAUCUCAACAGGAGCAGCCAUGGGUGGUGAUACUAUGGAAGGUGAAUGGAUAGAUUUAAGAAUGUAUCAUAAGAGCCCCUCCAUCCCCAUUCAGAAGCUUCAGGAUAUCCAGAGAGCAAUGGAGCUGCUCUCCGUGUGCCAGAUCCCAGCCAGGAUCAUUGAUGAGGCCACCAAGCACAGAUACCAGUUCUGGGACACACAGCCGGUACCUAAACUGAAUGAAGUCAUAACAUCUCAUGGUGCAAUUGAACCAGACAAAGACAAUGUAUGCCAGGAACCAUAUUCUUUGCCACAAGGUUUUAUGUGGGAUACUUUAGACUUGAGUGAUGCCAGAGUGCUCAAGGAGCUGAACACGCUGUUAAAUGAGAAUUACGUGGAAGAUGAUGACAACAUGUUCCGCUUUGACUACUCGCCCGAGUUCCUGCUGUGGGCUCUGUGCCCCCCAGGCUGGCUCCUGCAGUGGCACUGUGGUGCCUGAGUGUCUUCAAAUAGAAAGCUAGUAGGUUUUAUAAGUGCCAUCCCAGCAAACAUCCGAAUUUAUGACUGUGUGAAGAAGAUGGUGGAAAUCAACUUCCUUUGUGCUCAUAAAAAACUGAGAACAAAGCGAGUAGCCCCAGUGUUAAUUUGAGAAAUCACUAGAAGAGUGAACUUGAAAGGAAUCUUUCAGGCUGUGUAUACUGCUGGAGUGGUUCUUCCUAAGCCUGUAGCCACAUGCAGAUACUGGCAUCGAUCUCUAAACCCAAAAAAAUUGGUAGAAGUGAAAUUUUCUCACUUGAGUAGAAAUAUGACCUUACAGAGAACAAUGAAGCUUUACAGACUUGCAGAUGUUACAAAGACCUCAGGUUUGAGAGCAAUGGAACCAAAAGAUGUCAAAGUUCAAGAACUGAUCAACAGUUACUUGAAGAAGUUUCACCUAGCUCCUUUGAUGGAUGAAGAGGAAGCAGCUCAUUGGUUCCUCCCUCGGGAACACAUUAUUGACACUUUUGUAGUGGAAAGUUCCAGCGGGAAGCUGACAGACUUCCUGAGCUUCUAUGCGCUCCCCUCCACAAUCAUGCACCACCCUGCCCACAAGAGCCUCAAGGCGGCCUACUCCUUCUACAACAUUCACACAGAGACAGCCCUGCUGGACCUCAUCAAUGAUGCCCUCAUCAUAGCCAAGUUGGAAGGAUUUGGUGUAUUCAAUGCACUAGAUUUGAUGGAAAACAAGACAUUCUUAGAAAAACUGAAGUUUGGCAUAGGAGAUGGGAAUGUGCAGUAUUAUUUGUACAAUUGGACAUGUCCAGGGACAGAUUCUGAAAAGGUUGGACUUGUACUACAAUAGAUGGAUGGAUAUGUCAAUUUCCAGAACUUUGAUAUUCUUGUUUGUUAAUGAUUAUUUAAUUAUUCCUGGAACUGCCAUUCCAAAGAAUACAAGCACAAAGUCAGGUGAAAAUGAAGUUGUUGCUAA